UCUCUCUUGAUCUGAUUGCAACUAGUUGUGGUCUUCCUCUAAAUGGGGUUAGGAUCCAGAAGCUUUUAUCUCCUCCACUCUCAUAUUACUAGACCAUGCUCUCUAAGUAGAAGAGUGAUGUUACACUUAGGGAAGUGAUACAUUUAGGGAAGUAGGAUAUCUGUCCUUCCCAGUGUUUCUCAAAUUGAGAAAUGUAUAAGUCCAUUAAUACUUGUUAACAUAACUUUAGGGAUAUUUUUAUUAUAGUAUUCCUGAAAUGUGUGCCAACAUAAAACUAUGCCUACAGCUUUUAUAGAACUAUAAAAUGUACUGUGAAUUGAGGAUUGUUUUGCUGAAUCUAAGUCACUGCUCAUGACAUGGGUAAUGUUAAGACUGUAGCAGUGAUAGGAUGUGGAUGGGGGUGCGGGGGGUGCCUAUGCAUUGAGAAGUGAUCCUAGUCUCUCCCACCCUCACCUUAGCAAGACUGUUGUAGAGCCACUGUGCCUGCAGAGUACUAUGAUGUCACAUGGCCUUCGCUAGAACUGAACACAAUUAUAAAGUCAUCUUUGCGUAGUAGCUUGUAACACUUAAGGUAUAACCACUUGGGAAUCAAUGCAAUGAAUUCUGACUUGGUUAAAAGGUGCUAAUGCUGUUUUUGUUUUUUUAAGAUUAUGGCUGAAAUAAAAACAUUUAGGCACUGUCAGCGCUCAGAGGCGGACAGAAACACUGUCCUGGUAGGGUAGAAUGUGAGAUUCACUGGGGGCCCUAGCUGCACCAGCUAUGCCUCUGGGACAGUGAGCAGCCAUCGGAAUCUCCCUCCCAGUGCUGUGGUGAGAACACAUAGGAAGCAAGUAAGUCUCUUAGCUUAAAGCCAGCCAUGAAGUCGGUGUUCAAUGAGCCUUUUUGCUGCUGUGAGUGAAGAAGUCAUAAAUAAAAGAGGAAGGAUUCAGGGUUUGAACAAUAUAGUCUUUAAGUGUGUUUUUAGAGGAAAAGUAGAAUGAGGAUUAUCAGUGGAGGAGUUUGACCGCUGCCUCUUGCUCAUUUUAUUUGUCCAUUAAAAAUUUUGCACACACUUCUGUGCUGUGCUUUUUGCUAAGGUCUAGCACUGUGCAGAAAAAAUUUUGUUGAAAUAGUUUUGCCCCACAUGUCUUAUCAGAGCAAUAGGCAUCAUCUAGCAACUUGAUGUGAAUAGGGGAAACAAAUCUCCAGGAAAACGUCCGAAUAUUCAGAUGGUUGUAAAUAAACUUACCCAAUGUUUAUUCCCAAGAAGGAAGAACUGACACAGGAUAGCCCACAGGAAUGACAGAAGUGCCUCUUCUGAAGUAGAUCCUCUCUAGCACCCAUGAGGUAGGUUUGGGAAGCCACUGAGUUUUUGAGGUAAAAAUGAAAGCUCUUCCUGUGAGCCAAGCAUGGGAAUAUCCAUGUGUGGCACUGAAAUUGGCCUAAGUGUGACUUAUAUGUUAAUAAUUACCCUAGCAAUUGUCCAAACUACUUGGUUUCACCAGACUGCAAGCAGUCCACCUGCAGAGGAGUCUCCAGAAAACAGCAUGUUCCCUUUGCUUUUUGGAGCUGGACUGGUAGUUUUGAACCUAGUGACUUCUGCUAGGAGCCAGAAGACAGAACCCCUCAGUGGCUCUGGGGACCAGCUGCUUUUUGAUGGAGCGGAUAGAUCUGACUUUGCCAUCAUGAUCCCUCCAGGAGGCACAGAAUGCUUCUGGCAAUUUGCCCGCCAGACUGGCUAUUUCUAUUUCAGUUAUGAGGUGCAGCGGACAGUGGGAAUGUCACAUGACCGGCAUGUUGCUGCCACUGCACAUACGCCACAGGGUUUCCUCAUAGACUCCUCUCAGAAUGUUCGGGGCCAGAUUAACUUCUCUACCAAAGAGACAGGUUUUUAUCAGCUUUGUCUAAAAAAUCAGCAAAAUCACUUUGGUUCUGUGCAAGUGUACCUCAAUUUUGGAGUCUUCUAUGAGGGGCCUGAGAUGGACCACAAACAGAAGAAUGAAAGAAAGCGACUGAAUGAUACUCUGGAUGCAAUUGAGGAGAGUACAUGGAAGGUGCAGAACAAUAUCUUUCACAUGUGGCGAUACUACAACUUUGCCCGCAUGAGGAAAAUGGCUGACUUUUUCCUUCUCCAAUCAAACUAUAACUAUGUGAACUGGUGGUCAGCAGCUCAGAGCCUUGUUAUUGUUCUUUCUGGAAUCCUGCAGCUGUAUUUCUUGAAGCGUCUCUUCAAUGUCCCAAAGACUACAGACACAAAAAAGCCAAGAUGCUAAGCCACGAUGACUACAGCACCCUAGCUCUUUUCUUCUGGGGCAGAAGCUUUGUCAAAGCUUCAGUCAAAUGAGCUUUAUAAAGUUAUUGGAAAAAAAAUCAAUUUAUCUUGUUAGAACAUCUUAGUCUAUUAUUUUCCUUUCCUUUCCAAUUUGCCUCAAAAUGGCAAUAAAAUAAUGUGCAACUUU
Molecule: messenger RNA, 2438 nt
Organism: Nyctereutes procyonoides (raccoon dog)
Lineage: Eukaryota; Metazoa; Chordata; Mammalia; Carnivora; Canidae
Gene: TMED6
Product: transmembrane p24 trafficking protein 6
Exons: 4
Coding region: 1389-2252 (287 amino acids)
Biological process (GO): Golgi organization; intracellular protein transport; endoplasmic reticulum to Golgi vesicle-mediated transport
Cellular component (GO): COPII-coated ER to Golgi transport vesicle; endoplasmic reticulum-Golgi intermediate compartment; endoplasmic reticulum
Source: RefSeq, a predicted model, not a curated record